AUGCCAGCCCUUCGCUGGUGCGGCAGGAAGUGGCGCACAUCGACAGAUGAUUUUACCUUUUCCGGCGUUUUCUUUUUUGCUGUUCUCGUUGUAAGUGGGACUCUUGCCUUGAGUCGUUUCCACCACGGCGACGGUGCGUUUAUGCGGGAUUGCCCGGCGGCUUCUGCCGCGCUUCACAGGAUUUUUUUGGCGCUUGGGGUUGUGGAUCUGAUCGGCGCCGUGGCGUUUCUUGUGACCGCGUGGCUGAGUCUCCAGGGGAGUCCGUUUCAGGUGUCCAGGCGCCGCCACGUUCCCCACCUCCUCAGUGUGACGUCGCUUUCCCUGCUGGCGACGCUGGCGCUCUCGAUCGUAGGGGCAAAGUACUCAAUAUAUGACAAGGAGAGCAACUACUGUGCGAGCCCCACACGACAUUUCCUGCACGCCGUCGUCGCAAUCAAUUUCAUUGCUUCCUUUUGCUACAUUGUCAUGUUCGCAGUGGCUUUUGACCCUGUGGGGCGCCAUGUGUGGAGGGACUCCGGCGAGUACGAGUCUCUGUGGGACAGCCGUUGCCGUCUCCUCUGCUGCUGUUGCCUGCAUACGCGUCGCCACCAAGACGCCUUCCAGGAUGUCUCCAAAAAUGUGGCUGGUUUGUUUUGCGGCUAUGAUGUAGUGCCGAGUGACGUGGUUGCGGGCAUGCUCCUUCUGCACGCCAGACAAAAACGUGAGUUUCGCCUCCGACAAAUAAAAGUGCGUUACCCAUCCGCUACCGAUGGGAGAAGCGAACGCGUCUCUUUACAGGCACGAUAUUUUCCUCUGUUGACCGAACAGCAACGGAGCCAGCUCGCCGAUCUUCGAACCUACAGUCGUUUUUACCUCUCCGCGUACGGCUGGCCUCUGUUUGAGUACAUGCACUGCUGUACGGGAUUGCCUAGACUCUGCUGCUUUGAUCCGGGGAUGUGUUGCCGCGAGCAUCCGGGUUCCCAUCGCGGAACAAAGUGCUACUGUGACUUGACUGCACUCCUUAAGGUUACCGGCAUCAAGGACGAGGAUGUUAUUCUCACAAGGUGGGGAAAUGCUCUAUUUCGUCCGGUGUUUUUUGUUGUCAUUGACCAAUCCACCGAUGCUGUCGUUGUGGGGAUUCGAGGAACCAUGUCCUUCGCUGAUUGCGUCACCGACAUGUCGGCAACCCCCGGUUUGCUUGAGAUGCCAGAAACAGAACUGCACGCCAACGCAACCCCUGCAGACUACCACGUUCAUGGAGGAAUGCGGCAAGGCGCCGCCUACGUGCUGAAGGAGUUACGUGACUGUGGCGUUCUUGACAGCAUUCUCCACGGAGAGCUUAGCCGACACAAAAUCGUUGUCCUUGGUCACUCCCUUGGGGCCGGAGUUGCCUCUAUUCUGAGUAUAAUGCUGUGGUCGACGGAACCGACUCUGCGGACUCGCUUGCAGUGCCUGGCGUAUGCGCCACCCGGGGGCUUAUUGUCGCCUGCGUUGGUUGCGUACAGUAAAGAAUUUAUUGUGGGUUGCUUUGUUGGGAAUGACAUUGUCCCACGCAUGGCCAGUCAUACACUUCAUGCUCUGCGGGAAUCCAUCUUGGAUGAACUUAUGAGCACGACAAAAUCCAAGUCGCUUCUUCUUAUGAAUCAUCGACGUCUAGAAAAGAUUACGCGGACGUCAUCGUCAUCAUCCGCGCUUCAUUUUUCGGAGAGUUUAACCCUCCGCAACAACCUUCGCAAUACUCCAUGUACGCCGCUGACAGAACCGCAGAAGCUGUACCCGCCUGCCACACUUGUACACUACUGUAAGGCGGUGGUACGCAAGGCCCCAUUCUGCUCCUGCUCCCCCAAGCAUUGUUGCUCUUGUCAGAAGGAGGAGGUGUUUGUGCCACUAUUUGUAUCUCCACGAGAUGUACAAUACGUGGUUUGCACCGCCUCAAUGCUCAAGGAUCACUUUCCGGAUCGUCUCUUUUCCGUCAUUGAGGAUGCCGAUAUGCGACUUAGAGUGGGGGAGCUGGAGCGGUUUUUUGUGACCAGCGAUGAUGUGAGAGACGCCCGCAGCGACUACGGGACCAGCGCCUUCGAUGACAUGUUGAGUUUGGUGUGA
Trypanosoma conorhini is the source of this 2082-nucleotide messenger RNA. Its product is annotated as putative lipase domain protein. The coding region runs from base 1 to 2082 and encodes 693 amino acids. The transcript has a single exon. Gene Ontology annotation, biological process: lipid metabolic process. The record is from RefSeq and is a predicted model, not a curated record. Lineage: Eukaryota; Euglenozoa; Kinetoplastea; Trypanosomatida; Trypanosomatidae.